Molecule: messenger RNA, 3297 nt
Organism: Pedinophyceae sp. YPF-701
Lineage: Eukaryota; Viridiplantae; Chlorophyta; Pedinophyceae
Source: the annotation of a GenBank genome assembly
AUGACGACGGUCUUGGCCAACGUCUUUAUCUACGAGCCGUCUUCUUGGCUGAGCGUGGUGUUCGUGCUGUGCUUCGCCCUCUUCAUCUACGGCUUCAUCGGGCUCACGACCAUCCCGUCGGCCCCGCGCGGCACGAUUUCGGGCUUCCUGGGCAUGGUGAUCGCGAUCGUGGCGACGUACCUGUGGUUCAACCUCGAGGUCGCGGACGUCGACCUGGCGCCGGAGGUGGUCCCCUCGGCGGCCUACUGGGUGCUGCCCAUCUGCAUCGUGGGCGGCGGCGCGAUCGGCGUGGCGCUGGCGGCGACGGUCAAGAUGACGGGCAUGCCGCAGCUGGUCGGGCUGCUGAACGCGUUCGGCGGCCUCGCGUCGGCGAUCGAGGCCAUCGCGCUGUACGUCGACCCCAUCGCCGAGGUGGGCCUCGAGCCGGGGGAGUCGCGGCUGCAGCUGGGCUUCCUGCUCUUCACGGUCUGGGUGGGCAUGAUCACCUUCACGGGCUCGCUCAUCGCGGUCGGGAAGCUCUCCGAGAAGAUCAAGGGCUCGGUGCUCCCCAUCGGCCUCCUGCGCUUCCUCAUCAUCACGCUGCAGCUCGCGUCCGUGGCGCUCAUGCUCGUGACGGGCCUCUCCGGGUACGGCAUCGAGUACCCGUCGGACCCCACGGACCCCACGCUGGAGGGCAUCUUCGGCCCGAAGGCGGAGCAGGUCAUCGACGCCGGGCGCGGGGGGUCCAUCGGGCUGGUCCUGGCGCUCACGGGCGUGUCGUCGCUCCUCGGCGUGGUCAGCGUGCUCCCGAUCGGCGGCGCGGACAUGCCCGUGGUGAUCUCCGUGCUGAACUCGCUCUCGGGCGUGUCGGGCUGCACGGCGGGCUUCAUGAUUGCCAACAACCUGCUCAUCAUCGCCGGGGCCAUCGUCGCGUCCUCCGGCGCCAUCCUCUCGUACGUCAUGUGCAAGGCCAUGAACCGCUCGAUCACCAACGUGCUCAUGGGCGGCUUCGGGCAGGGCUCGGGCGGCAAGGCCGCGGCCAAGGCGGAGGGCCCCGUGGAGCAGAAGACGGCCAACCCCGUCGAGCUGGACGAGCUGACCGACAUCCUGCUGCGCGCGCACUCGGUGAUCAUCACGCCCGGGUACGGCAUGGCCGUCUCGCGCGCGCAGCACGCGGUGCAGGAGAUGACGUCGCUCCUGCGCGCCAACGGGUGCAACGUGCGCUUCGGCGUGCACCCCGUCGCGGGCCGCCUGCCGGGGCACAUGAACGUGCUGCUCGCGGAGGCCAAGGUGCCGUACGACAUCGUGCUCGAGAUGGACGAGAUCAACUCGGACUUCGAGGAGACGGACGUGGUGCUGGUCAUCGGCGCCAACGACACGGUCAACCCCGCCGCGGAGACGGACCCGACCUCGUCGAUCGCCGGCAUGCCCGUGCUGCGCGUGUGGGGCGCCAAGACCGUCGUCGUGCUCAAGCGCUCCCUCGCGCAGGGCUACGCCGCCGUCGAGAACCCGCUCUUCUUCAACGACAACACGCGCAUGUUCUUCGGCGACGCCAAGAAGAACUGCGACGCCCUCGUCAAGCAGCUCGGCGAGAAGAACCCCGCCGCGCUCAAGGCCGCGGGCGCCCAGAACGGCGACGCCGCCGCGCCCAAGAAGAAGACCUCGCCCGACCUGUUUGAGUUCCAGGAGCCCAAGCGCCCGGGCGCCGGGGAGGGCAUCGGCGCCGGGAAGACCAUCGGCGUGGUCAAGGAGCGCGAGCCCGAGGUCCGCGUGGCCAUCACGCCGCAGAUCGCCGCCCGCUUCGCCGAGUGGGGCUUCGACGUGGUGGUGCAGUCGGGCGCGGGCCUGGCCGCCUCGCGCGCGGCCUUCACCGACGCCGCGUACCAGCGCGCGGGCGCCACGGUCGUCCCGGACGCGCGCGGCGUGUACGACAAGGCCGACAUCGUCAUGGGCGUCGCGCGCCCGCGCCCCGAGGACGUGCGCAUGGGCCGCAACGGGCAGGUGGUGGUGUCGUACGUGGGGCCCAACGGGGACUUCAACAACAAGGACGCGGCCACGGGGCUCAUCCAGGCGGCGGUGGACUCGGGCGUGACGCUGCUGUCGAUGGACCUGGUGCCGCGCACCACCAUCGCGCAGCGCCUGGACUCGCUGUCGUCGGUGGGCAAGCUGGCGGGGCACCGCGCGAUCAUCGAGGCGGCGUUCGAGUUCGACCGCUUCCUGGCGCCGGAGAUCACGGCCGCGGGCAAGUACCCGCCGGCGAAGAUCCUCGUGCUGGGCGCGGGCGUGGCGGGCCUGGCCGCGGCGGGCCUGGGCGUGGCCCUGGGCGCCGAGGUGCGGUGCUUCGACACGCGCGUGGAGACGAAGGACCAGGUCAAGUCGAUGGGCGCGGAGUUCAUCACGGUCGAGUUCGAGGAGGACGGCGCGGGCGAGGGCGGGUACGCCAAGGUCAUGUCGGAGGAGUACUACCAGAAGGAGCUGGAGCUGUUCGAGCAGCAGUGCACGGAGGUGGACAUCGUGGUCACCACCGCGCAGAUCCCCGGGCGGCCCGCGCCGAUGCUGAUCAACAAGCAGGCCGUGGCCAACCUCAAGCCCGGGUCGGUCAUCGUGGACAUCGCCGCCAUGUCGGGCGGGAACUGCGAGGAGACGCGCCCGGGCGAGAAGUACAUCACGCCCAACGGCGUCAAGAUCCUCGGCUACACCGACCUCCCCGGCCGCCUCGCGCCCCAGGCCUCGGCCAUGUACGCCGCCAACCUGUACCGCCUCAUCGAGCACAUGUCCAAGGGCGGGAAGAAGGCCUGGGCCGUCGACACCGACGACGCCACCAUCCGCCCCAUGAUGAUCUCCCACAUGGGGCAGAAGAUGUGGCCGUACAAGGCGCCCGGCGGGCCCCCGCCGCCGCCCAAGGCCGCCGCCAAGACUGCGGCGCCUGUCAAGGAGGAGGGCCCCUCGAACUACGACCUGUACUGGCUGGGCAUGUCGCCGGAGAUGUGGCUCGCGUUCUGCGUGGGCAUCGCGGUGUUCGCGCUCAUCGCCGCGUUCUUCCCCACGUCGUUCGCCGAGCAGCUCGCCAUCUUCGUGCUGGCCUGCGUCGGGGGCUACCACAUCAUCUGGGGCGUCACGCCCUCGCUGCACACCCCGCUCAUGUCCGUGUCGAACGCCGUGUCCGGCGUCGUCAUCCUCGGCGGCAUGCUCCUGCUCGUUGCCGGCGACAAGAGCGGCACCUUCGUGCUCGGCUCGGUCGCCACGUCGGUCGCGGCGAUCAACGUGUUCGGCGGGUUCGCCGUCACGUGGAGGAUGCUCUCUAUGUUCAAGAAGUGA